This is a messenger RNA of Haplochromis burtoni (Burton's mouthbrooder), 2028 nucleotides long. RefSeq names its product E3 ubiquitin-protein ligase TRIM39-like. Bases 16 to 1203 code for a protein of 395 amino acids. The record is from RefSeq and is a predicted model, not a curated record. Gene Ontology annotation, molecular function: protein binding; zinc ion binding. Lineage: Eukaryota; Metazoa; Chordata; Actinopteri; Cichliformes; Cichlidae. The transcript has a single exon.
AGAACUUACAUUACUAUGUGUUCCUCAUUCUUCCAGGACAGAGAUCAGAGAGCUUCAGAGGCUCUCUGCAGUCUGCACUCUGAAAAACUCAAACUCUUCUGUCUGGACCAUCAGCAGACAGUGUGUCACAUCUGCUGCGCCUCAGAAAAACACACCAAGCACAGAUUCAGACCCAUCGAUGAACCUGCACAACAACACAAGAAGGAACUUCAGGAAACUCUGGAGCCCUUAAAGAAGAAGUUAAAGGUUUGUGAAGAAGUUCAAGUGAAGUUUGAUCAAACAGCAGAACACAUUAAGGUCCAGGCCCGACACACAGAGAGGCAGAUUAAGGAGCAGUUUAAGAAGCUUCACCAGUUUCUAGCAGAGGAAGAGGAGGCCAGGCUGGCUGCACUGAGGGAGGAAGAGGAGCAGAAGAGUGGGAUGAUGAAGGAGAAGAUGGAGGCUCUGAGCAGAGAGAUAGCAGCUCUUUCAGACACAGUCAGAGCCACAGAGGAGGAGCUGAGAGCUGAAGACGUCUCAUUCCUGCACAACUACAAGGCUGCAGUGGAAAGAGUCCAGCGCUGCCCCCUGCUGGAUGAUCCACAGCUGCCCUCAGGAGCUCUGAUAGACCAGGCCAAACACCUGGGCAACCUGACCUUCAACAUCUGGAAGAACAUGAAAUACAUGGUCUCCUACACUCCUCUCAUCCUGGACCCAAACACUGUUCAUCCAAACCUCAUCCUGUCUGAAGAUCUGACCAGUGUGAGAGGAGGAGAGAGGAAGCAGCUUCCUGAUAAUCCAGAGAGGAUUCAUUUGUUCUACUCUGUCCUGGGCUCUGAGGGCUUUAACUCAGGGACUCACAGCUGGGAUGUCGAAGUUGGAGACAGUACAGGGUGGGAACUGGGUGUGUUGGCAAAGUCUGUGGAGAAGAAGAAAGAGUUAUGUGCUGGAUUAUGGAAGAUAAAAUUAUGUGAAGAUAAAUACUACGCACACUCACCAUCAGCUCCUCUCACUGCUCUCGUAGUACAAAAGAAGCUCCAGAGGAUCAGAGUGAAUCUGAACUGGAACAGUGGAAAAUUGUCGUUCUCUGGUCCUGAUACUAACAAACACAUUCACACCUUCAGAGACACUUUUACUGAGAAGAUGUUUCCAUACAUUCGCACUCGUGAAGAAGUGAAGGUGUUGCCAUUGACAGUGUCAGUGUCAGUGGAGCAGGUGAAAUGAGGACGAUUACAUUUCUAAUGUUGUUUCCUCAUAUUAAGUUGUAUUUGUACUCUCACUGACAAAUUGUAAUAAUAUAAUCGUGAUGAAUUGCAAGACUGCACAGCUUUGGAGCGGGAUUGCUUUUAAGAUCCAAUUAAAAUCAAUGCACUCAGAAAGAUUCUCUGGAGAAGAUUAGAAUUCUUGAAACAGAGUUUAUUCACUGCAUCAUAUGAACAGCAAGAACAUACAUACAGCAGAAAGCGAACAAAGCAAAACCACCUGGGGUGUACAGCCUUUAGCACAAGCAGCAAAGGAACACAGAGACAGACAGAAACCCUUUGCUUUGGCUUAUCAUAAUAGGUCAAGACACGGUCAAACAUCGCACAUAAAUACUAACUAUUAAAUCUUACAACAGGCAGUCAGUAUAAUCUUUUAUUAUACAUAUACUAUGGUGAUCCUCAUACCGGUAUAUAAAAUAUCCCAGUGUGGGUUUAUAGUGUUUUUGUGUAUGAUUGUAUAGCAUUAAAAUUAUCCUUAAGGUGAUUUUAUCGUGAUGUGUUCAGUAUCUCUGUCAUAAUGUUACUGUUUUGGUUGUGGUGCAUGAAAGAGACUGAGUGAGUAUUGAGGGAUGGAGAGCGAGUUAUUCAGGAGAACUUUCAGUGGCAUUAACGGCCCUGUUACUGUACCACCUAAAUAAAUAAUGGUGAAGAAGAGUCUACGAGUAAGUUACAGAAUAUAUGUUCAAUGCAGAUAAAUAUGUAGUGUAUAUAGUUAUAUAGGUAUACAUAUUAUCCAAUAAUCCUCCAUGCCUGAACAGAAAACCAAUAAGAAUAAUUCAUUUUUGUU